Molecule: messenger RNA, 2055 nt
Organism: Odobenus rosmarus divergens (Pacific walrus)
Lineage: Eukaryota; Metazoa; Chordata; Mammalia; Carnivora; Odobenidae
Gene: FGG
Product: fibrinogen gamma chain
Exons: 9
Coding region: 264-1601 (445 amino acids)
Biological process (GO): protein polymerization; platelet activation; blood coagulation
Cellular component (GO): fibrinogen complex
Molecular function (GO): signaling receptor binding
Source: RefSeq, a predicted model, not a curated record
GGGGGAGAAAGUUUGAGCCGAGCCAAAAAGGAGGAGCUUACACCUGUGUGCCAAAUCUGGGAACCUGACUGAGUACGGGGUGGGAGCCAGGAUGAGGCAAAAGCCGGAAAGACCUCCCCACCACGCUGGAAAGAAGGCCCCGUGAUCAGCCCCAGCCACUGGCCUUGCUGGCCACCCUUGGACCUUACAUAAAGGGACAAGUGGAGCCCCAGAGGUCACAGUGCUGACAGGACAGGGCUCGGAGCACCGGGCACCCAGGCACCAUGACUUGGUCCUUGAAGCACCAACGUUUAAUUCUCUACUUCUAUACUCUUUUACUGCUCCCUUCCACAUGCCUGGCAUACAUUGCUACCAGAGACAAUUGCUGCAUCUUAGAUGAAAGAUUUGGUAGUUACUGCCCAACUACCUGUGGAAUUGCAGACUUCUUGUCCACUUACCAAACCGGGGUAGACAAGGAUCUGCAAUCUUUGGAAGAACUCUUCAGACGAACUGAAAACAAAACAGCAGAAGCUAAAGAACUGAUCAAAUCAAUCCAAGUCACCUAUAACCCCAAUGAACCACCAAAGCCAAACAGGAUCGUGACUGCUACCAAGGAUUCCAAAAGAAUGAUGGAAGAAAUUAUAAAAUACGAGGCAUUGGUUGGAUCACACGAAUCGAAUAUUCGAUUUUUACAGGAAAUAUAUAACUCAAAUAACCAAAAGAUCAAUAACCUGAAACAGAAGGUAGCCCAGCUUGAAGCAAAGUGUCAGGAACCUUGCAGAGACACAGUACAAAUACGUGAUAUAACUGGGAAAGAUUGUCAAGACAUUGCCAAUAAGGGGGCCAAGGAGAGUGGGCUUUACUUUAUCAAACCUCUGAAAGCUAAGCAGCAGUUCCUAGUCUACUGUGAAAUUGAUGGAUCUGGAAAUGGAUGGACAGUGCUGCAGAAGAGGCUUGAUGGCAGUUUGAAUUUCAAGAAAAAUUGGAUUCAAUAUAAAGAAGGAUUUGGGCAUCUGUCUCCUACUGGAAACACAGAAUUUUGGCUGGGAAAUGAGAAGAUUCAUUUGAUCAGCACACAGUCAGCCAUACCAUAUGCAUUAAGAAUACAGUUGGAAGACUGGAAUGGCAGAACCAGUACUGCAGAUUAUGCCAUGUUCAAGGUGGGACCUGAAGCUGACAAAUACCGCCUGACGUAUGCCUACUUUAUUGGUGGAGAUGCUGGAGAUGCCUUUGAUGGCUAUGAUUUUGGCGAUGACCCUAGUGAUAAAUUUUUCACAUCCCACAAUGGCAUGCAGUUCAGUACCUGGGACAACGACAACGAUAAGUACGAAGGAAACUGUGCCGAACAGGAUGGGUCUGGUUGGUGGAUGAACAAGUGUCACGCAGGCCACCUCAAUGGAGUUUAUUACCAAGGUGGCACUUACUCAAAAACAUCUACUCCUAAUGGCUAUGAUAAUGGCAUUAUUUGGGCCACUUGGCAAUCCCGGUGGUAUUCCAUGAGGAAAACUACCAUGAAGAUAAUCCCAUUCAACAGAUUAGCCAUUGGAGAAGGACAGCAGCACCACCUUGGGGGAGCCAAACAGGUUGGACCAGAACACCAUGCUGAAAUAGAAUACGACUAAGUCAUUUUACCCUGAGAAUUAAACUGUUAAUUUCUGUUAGUCCAUGAAGUUUCAUUUUUCUGAAAGUUUCAUUUUCUCUUAUUAUAUUUAUUAAUUUUAAGUCUUUUACUAAGCGUAUUUAGCCUUAUAUGGAAACUAAAACUCACUUUGGAUUAUAUUCCAAAUUAUUGAACUCAAGAGUUGUUUAAAAUUUAUUUAAGAUGAUAACAUUUUAGCUUAUUUCUUAAGUAUAUAAUGAUAAAAGUGUUGCCAUAUUUUGCAUUUUAAUGAUAACAUGUAAUUUGUCUUGCUGAUUUAUUUGUUUAUAUUAUUUCUUAAAUGGUUUAGUUUAAACUAGUAAACCCAGAGUAAAUUCCAGCAUUUCAAAUGCCUAAGUAUUUUUUCCAUGUCAUUCACCUUUCAUUCUUCUUUUUAAACGGAGAGAAUUAUAUCUUUUUAUUUUUGUUUUGGUCAU